CAGCGGCGACGUCAUUCCCGCGGGAGAAAGCCCGGUGGCUGGCCUGGGCUUGCCUGAGCUGGGCCGGGCCGGGCCGGGCCGGGCGGCUGUAUGGCGGUCUGCGAGCGCCUGGGCGGGGGCGCCCUGCGGGACCUGCUGGCCCGCACCCAGAGCGUGCUGUUCGACUGCGACGGGGUGCUGUGGAACGGGGAGCGCGCCGUGCCAGGCGCGCCCGAGCUGCUGGAGCGGCUGGGCCGCAGCGGCAAGGCGGCGCUCUUCGUGAGCAACAACAGCAGACGCUCGGUGGCCGAGCUGGCGGGCCGCUUCGCGCGCCUCGGAUUCCGCGGCGUGGCGGCCGAGCAGCUGUUCAGCUCGGCGCUGUGCGCGGCCCGCCUGCUGCGCCAGCGCCUGCCGCGGCCCUGCCCGCCGGGCGCCGUCUUCGUGCUGGGCGGCGACGGGCUGCGCGGAGAGCUGCGGGCCGCGGGGCUGCGCCUGGCCGGCGACGAACCGGGGCCCGUGCGCGCCGUGCUCGUGGGCUACGACGAGCACUUCACCUUCGCCAAGCUGAGCGAGGCCUGCGCCCACCUGCGCGACCCCGAAUGCCUCCUGGUGGCCACCGACGUGGACCCGUGGCACCCACUCAGCGACGGCCGCACCACCCCCGGGACCGGGAGCCUGACAGCAGCAGUGGAGACAGCGUCAGGGCGCCGGGCGGUAGUAGUGGGCAAACCCAGCACCUACAUGUUCGAGUGUAUCACAGAGCACUUUGGCGUGGACCCAUCUCGCACCCUGAUGGUGGGUGACCGGCUGGAGACGGACAUUCUCUUUGGUCACCGCUGUGGUCUGACCACCGUGCUCACCCUCACUGGAGUCUCCAGGCUGGAUCAGGCCCAGGCCUGCUUGGCUGCAGGCCAGGUUGACCUGGUACCCCACUACUAUGUGGACAGUAUUGCAGACUUGAUAGCAGGCCUAGAGGACUGAGGCAACCUGACCAGAGGCAGGGCUGUCAUCCUACCCCCAUUUUUUCUCCCCAGUCUUUUUAACUCUAUGCUCAUGAGAGGACCCCUUCCCCAAUCCCCAUAUCCUGAUCCAGUUUGGAUGUUUUCCUCCCCCUAACCCCGCCAUACACAGACACACACACACACACACUCUCUCUCUCUCUCUCUCCCUCUCCCCCUCCCCCUCUCCCCCCCCCCUCCAUCUUCUGGGAUCAGUAGGUCAGGACCUGCUUCCCAGCUCCCCAAGGGACCUAGCUAUCCCUUCUCCCUUUAGGUUGGGCUAGGUGUCCUCUCCCCACAUUAUCUCCUGCUUCCCUCUACUGGGUGCCAUUUCCCUAAUGGCAGCAUCCCCUCCCCCUCACCACUUAAAUCAGCCCCACUUCCCCCUUCUCUCAGCUCUGAAGGUCGAUGCUGCCUUAACUUCUCUUCUUUCUCCUCACUUUCUCUCUUCUAGACCCAGGAACUAUGACUCUGGGGGCACAGGGUGCCUCUGUUUCCUUCUCUGUAAAAAUGAGGGUGUUAGACUAAAUGACCUCUGAGCCCCCUUCCAGCUCUGAAUCUAUGAUCCUAAGGGGCCCUUUAUUGCAACACUCUGUGCCAUUAAUUCCCAGCCCCCUUGUUCUGCCUAGUUCAGGGGCUUCCCCUCUCCCAUACACACCUACACACACAUACACACACACACACACACACCCCCACCCCCUUCCAAUGGGUUGAGCUUGGGGCCUGAAUCCAACUGAGCCAAUCAGCCUGGUUCAAAGUUCUGGAGCAUCAAGUGUGGGUCACUGAGUUAUGUCUCCUAAGGGACCAAUCAGAAGUCUGGAAUCCAUUCAACUUCCAGGUCUUAGUGGACCAAUGGGAGGGAGUGCCCUGAGUGCAGUUGGAGGGGCCAUGUGGUUCCUGCCCAGAUUUUAAGUGGAAUGAGAACCCUGCUCCCCAAGGGCUGUGAUGGACAUGGUGGGACCCUCGAUCUCUUUCCCUGAGACUGUUGAUGUGCUUUGUCCCCCUGCCCCAGUAUUUAUUUACCAAUUUAUUUAUUGAGGUGUUAGGAUGCUCCAGGAGGGGUCACCAUGACCCCUCUAAAUGUACCCACAUCCCCUCUUCCCCUCCAGGUACUUGGAAUUGAAUAAAGCAAGCCCUGGAAUUCC
Phascolarctos cinereus (koala) is the source of this 2122-nucleotide messenger RNA. RefSeq names its product pyridoxal phosphatase (gene PDXP). The record is from RefSeq and is a predicted model, not a curated record. Lineage: Eukaryota; Metazoa; Chordata; Mammalia; Diprotodontia; Phascolarctidae. Gene Ontology annotation, molecular function: pyridoxal phosphatase activity. Gene Ontology annotation, cellular component: cytoplasm; cytosol.